AUGUCGACACCUUCAUUCUCCCGACUUGUCCGCUUCUUAGCCAAAAACGGCCGCACAUACUACGGAGAUGCCAUUCUACCCAAAGGAGUCUCAGAUAUCGCGAAAGCUACUCAGGCCAAAGUGAUUACGGGCGAAAUAUUCGGGAAGCAUGAGGUCACAGAUCAAGUACAAGAUAUUCGGCUCUUACUUGCACCUUUAGCAAAUGAGGAUGUUAAGACUGUGAGGUGUUUGGGAUUGAACUAUGAGCAACACGCUAAGGAGUCAAAUAUGCCAAUUCCAAAAUUUCCAAUUCUGUUUUACAAACCCAUCACAUCUCUUUCCGGUCCUACCGAUCCCAUUCCUAUUCAUCCAAUGGCUCAAGAAGGCACCGGUCUUGACUACGAAUGCGAACUUGUUGCUGUCAUCGGGAAAUCCUGCUCCGAUGUCCCAGAAUCCAAAGCUUUAGAUUACGUUCUCGGUUAUGCCGUAGGUGACGACGUGUCGCACCGGGAAUGGCAGAUUCAACGCGGAGGUGGUCAAUGGGCGCUCGGAAAGGGAUUCGAUGGAUGGGCUCCUUACGGUCCGGGAAUUGUCUCCAGUCAAUUAAUCAAAGAUCCGCAAAACCUUACAAUCUUUACGAAAUUGAAUGGGAAGACAGUACAAGAAAGUAGUACGAAGGAUAUGAUUUUCAGUGUGGCCAAAACCAUUGCCUUUUUGAGUCAGGGAACUACAUUGCUCCCUGGUGAUUUAAUUUUUACUGGAACUCCACAAGGUGUAGGAAUGGGCAGAAACCCACAGGUAUGGUUGAAGGAUGGUGAUGUGGUUGAAGUUGGUCUAGAAUCUGUAGGCAGUUGCAUCAACAAGGUUGAGUUUACUCAGACCAAAGAGAAGGCGAAGUUAUAG
This is a messenger RNA of Botrytis sinoallii, 882 nucleotides long. RefSeq lists its product as uncharacterized. The coding region runs from base 1 to 882 and encodes 293 amino acids. Lineage: Eukaryota; Fungi; Ascomycota; Leotiomycetes; Helotiales; Sclerotiniaceae. The transcript has 5 exons. Gene Ontology annotation, molecular function: catalytic activity. The record is from RefSeq and is a predicted model, not a curated record.